CACUUGUUUCAUUACUGAAAAUUAAUGGGGUGCUACUCAAUGGAGGUUGGGAUUCAAUUGAAUCACCAUUUUCCCAGAAUUAAUCAAAAAAGGAUUAUACAAAGACGACCUUAUAAUUCAUUUUUGAAAAUGAAGCAACGACAUCAUUGUAAAUAUGUCACCCGACCUCAUCAUAUCGUUUCGUGUUCUACAUUAGACGAAGCACAGAUUCAGCAGCAGGAGGAAGAGAUUUCAUUCAGUGAUGCCGAGAAAUCGCUUAUAAGUAGUCUUAUUGGUAUUCAAGGACGCGGUCGUUCUGCUUCUCCUCAGCAACUCAAAGACGUUGAACAAGCCGUGAAAGUUCUAGAAGCUACUCAAGGCAUUCCUGAUCCGACCAGCUCGAGUCUGAUUGAGGGCAGAUGGCAAUUGGUCUUCACAACAAGACCUGGAACUGCCUCCCCGAUCCAGAGAACAUUUGUUGGGGUCGAUUUGUUCAGUGUAUUUCAAGAAAUUUAUCUUCAGACAAAUGAUCCCCGAGUUUCAAAUAUUGUCAAAUUCUCGGAUGCAAUAGGUGAGCUUAAAGUUGAGGCUGCAGCUACAAUCAAAGACGAGAAAAGAAUUCUUUUCCGUUUUGAUAAAGCUGCAUUUUCACUCAAGUUUCUCCCUUUCAAAGUACCAUACCCCGUGCCUUUUAGACUCCUUGGUGAUGAAGCUAAGGGUUGGUUAGAUACGACAUAUUUGUCGAAAUCAGGGAACCUUCGUAUCUCAAGAGGAAAUAAGGGGACGACAUUUGUACUUCAGAAACAAACAGACCCACGACAAAAAUUUCUUUCUGCAGUUUCCUCUGGUAGAUCAGUGAUUCAGGCAAUUGAUGAGUUUGUUUCGCUAAAUCAAAAGGGAGAACAAAAUCUUGUUGAAGGCGAAUGGCAAAUGAUUUGGAGUUCACAGAUGGAAACAGAUAGUUGGAUAGAAAAUGCAGCCAACGGUCUUAUGGGCUCACAGAUUGUCAAAGAGAAUGGGAGACUUAAGUUUCUGGUUGACAUAGUUUUUGGGUUCAAGUUCUCCAUGAAUGGAAAUUUUGAGAAAUCCAGCACCAACGUGUAUGAUGUGACGAUGGAUGAUGGUGCAAUCGUGAUUGGUCCAUACGGGCUUCCAGUCGAGCUAGUAACCAAAUUCAAAUUGGAAGUGUUAUACUCCGAUGACAAGAUCAGGAUCACUCGAGGGUAUAGCAAUAUUCUUUUUGUUCACCUUCGUGUUGACAGUUGAUCAAAAUUGUACUUGAAUUUCUGUUACAGUUGAAGAACAUUAAAGAUUUGUUGAUGAUCAUACAAUUGGUGAUAAUUAUAUGUUACAUAGUUCUUUUUGGUCUGUUAUAGAAACGAAUUCAAAACUGUAAUUAAGGUUGUUUUCCAAUAUAUUCUGUGCAGUUUUUUGUUGUGUA
Messenger RNA from Erigeron canadensis, 1420 nucleotides. Its product is annotated as probable plastid-lipid-associated protein 12, chloroplastic. The coding region runs from base 25 to 1245 and encodes 406 amino acids. The transcript is spliced from 12 exons. The record is from RefSeq and is a predicted model, not a curated record. NCBI's taxonomy places the organism in Eukaryota, Viridiplantae, Streptophyta, Magnoliopsida, Asterales, Asteraceae.